GGGGGCUUCUCCUGAAGCUGAGGCAGAAGCAGUGCAGUCCAUCUCCUCUCCUUGCAACCUCAGUUUCGCACUUGCGGUCUCAAACUUGCAACACCCUCCCGCCAUCGAGGAUUGAGUUCCCGUCCUGAUGCCCAAAUCAGUAGCCAGCGAUACGGAUGGAAGGGCGAGAUGGAUACAGCACCCAUUCCUCGAUCAUCUCGUCGGCAUCAUUUCCUUCCAAUGUGUCCUGAGAAAAGGAUAUAUUCGAAGCUCAAUGACGCUGUCUUCAAGCGCCAUCUUCUGCAGCGCCCUCACCGUUAGCUUCUCUCCUUACGGAACACGCUAACUUGGGUGAAGGCUGUUCUGUAUGCUGUUCUGCUGUUUGUUUUCUUACCCAUCUCUUUCUGAUCCAUUGUUUGGUUUCACCAGAGGUUUCUUCAAACGUUUCAAGGACUUUCGAGGGGAAUUGACAGUUUGAAUGCAUGUGCAGGUUUUCCCCCACCCAUUGGCCGCUCAUUCUCAAACGGGAUGUCCCCCCCUUUUUUUUAAGUGGUCCCCGAACAAGCAUAUGCCAAGACUUGAGACAUGUCAACAAAAGACCCCAACACCACCCAUCUUGUAUGCAUCAGAAUAGCCUCCUUGAUGCAGCUCAAGUCUUAUUCUCCGCCUCAGCGAUUACCCAUGUUUUGCCUGUCGACAGAGAUAUGGAUUCGGGCAUCGCCUCACGGAGUGCCGGAGUUGAGGAAACCCCCUUUCCCAGGAAAGCGAGAUAACUAGACCAGCCAGGGCCCAGUUGUGGAAAUUGCACGAUCCCGUACCUGCGUUUUGGCGAACAACCCAAAAAGCGAUGCAUACGAGGGUCGAAGAUGGCUACCUACCGAGCUAGUAGGGUUGUACACUAUUGACCACCACUUCGCCACCGGUGCUCCACGAGUCAGUUCAAUUGGUAACCUUUUUGGGUGGAUAGGUGAGGACGGGGGGAGGUGAAGAUCAAAAGAACCAGAACCUGCUCAUGUGGUCCAACUCUUCAACCCAAGUGCACAUCAUCUCAUAUGGGAAAAUACAGCCAAAUAUAAACCAGAUGAGAUCUUGAGGAAAUCAUCGGUGGAAUGGGUUACGCACGCACCCCCAGCUACGCCCAAGUUACCAUUGGAUAGAAGCACACUAUGGCGGUGUGCGGGCAGGGGCGUGUGUUAGUUUUUUAGCGGAAGAAGCUUUCGGCUGGACGACCAAAGUGCUUCGAAUUCCGAACGAGACCCUGUGCUGGUCACUAGCCAACACCCCCUGAUAAUGAGCAAGGCCUGGAAUAGCAUAUGAGGGAAGAAAAAAAAAUUGACGAUAUUCUAGACCCCGAUAAUUACCGGUAUAUCCCGGAUCGACUACGUGUAUAAGAACCGUUGGGUCUGGACAGCAAAUCCAUAAACAACAGGGAACUUCUCAACAGACUUUGACUUCAAGCCCCAAGCUUCUAGUCUCUCAAGCCAUCAUCACUUAUCAAUCAUCUACUCUCUCAAUAUUAUAAGACUUUCAAGUCGAAAAAGAAAGAAACAAAAAAAUGGCCCUCUCAACCGAAGUUAACAUCACCGUCAACCCCCCCUACCACCUUCGCGACGGCGCCACACCUUCCCACUUCACCUCCUCCAACCUGCCCUGGAUCACCGGCACAUGGCACACCACGCACUCGACCAACUCCGAAGAGCAAUCAGGCAAGCGCAAUGCGCGCAUCUGCCUCAGCCUGAUCCGGGGCACCAACUCCGUCUCUUCGGAUUCUGAGGGUUCCGACUCGGAUAUGGAGCCCGACAAGGACCGGAUCCUCGCCGUCCGCUCGUACCAGAACCUGCACUCGUCGGCGAUCCAAGACGUCGGGCAAACCGAUCUCUUCCUCGACGAGCUGGACCAGGGGUUCACGCAGGUGAACGGGCCCAUUAUGCGCCAGCGGUGGGAGAUCAUUGCGUGGGGAAAGGAGGGACAGCUGGAGGAGUGGAUGAAUGAUGACGGCUCGGGCUGGAUCGUGGACAACUCGGGGGAGGCCAGGCCGGAUUGGAGGAAUAGCUAUGUGGUGGUGUACAUCGGAAAUGACCUUGGCAAGUUGAGGAAUGUGGGCGAGGGCACGAUUGAGAUUUGGGAUCGGUUUGGGCCGAGUGGACCCCUCAGGGAGGAGACGGUGGAGAAGAUUAGGGAGGCUUUGCAAGCGUUGGGAGGGAAGGAUGAGCGAUUCGCAAAGUUGGCAUCAAGGUUGCAGAGGAUGAGGAUGGAUGAGGGGAGGAAGAGUGAGGAUGAUGCGAGGAUAAGGGCGUAUUAAGCAGGUGGUAUGACUUGGGUAUAGGCUCUAGUUUGGGUUGAGACUUGAGGGACCAAGCGAGGUGGAUUGACAAAGACAAAAUGCGCGCUGUAGCCGCUGUUCGAGUUGAUCAUGAAAGGAUUUUGAAAAAAAAAAAAAGGAUUCUUGACUUGUAAGUUUGGACGAUGCUUUUAGU
Molecule: messenger RNA, 2456 nt
Organism: Neurospora crassa OR74A
Lineage: Eukaryota; Fungi; Ascomycota; Sordariomycetes; Sordariales; Sordariaceae
Exons: 1
Coding region: 1535-2281 (248 amino acids)
Source: RefSeq, a predicted model, not a curated record